Manduca sexta (tobacco hornworm) is the source of this 2713-nucleotide messenger RNA. RefSeq names its product reduced folate transporter. Gene Ontology annotation, cellular component: plasma membrane. The record is from RefSeq and is a predicted model, not a curated record. The coding region runs from base 385 to 1671 and encodes 428 amino acids. Gene Ontology annotation, molecular function: vitamin transmembrane transporter activity. Gene Ontology annotation, biological process: vitamin transport; transmembrane transport. The transcript has 7 exons. Lineage: Eukaryota; Metazoa; Arthropoda; Insecta; Lepidoptera; Sphingidae.
AAGUGACAAUUGACAUAUCCAUUUUCGGAUAAGAAAAUUAUUGGAAUCUAAUAAAAUGAUAUUUUUGUCUAAACAUUUGAAUCUUAUUAGCUCAAAAUAUUCGCUACAAUGUACUUAUGAUUGGCAACUAUAAUAAAUAAAUAACUACCUUGUAGUUUCAGUGAAAGUAGCUUUAGUGCGAACAUGUAGAGGUUAUAUCAUGUUUGCAACUUCGCACUGUUUACGUAAUACGUAAGUGUUGGGAUGUUCGUGAAAACGUCCAAUCACGGCAGGGGGCUCAGUACGGAUCGGGCCACUCGGCGGACGAGCCGUUUCCGAUAACCGCUACUCGCGGUAAGUUAAAAUUUUCGCGCCCUUAAUGAUAACAUUUAAAAUCGUGCCAAAAUGCAAGAUUGGAUGAAAGUGACGCUUUUACUAUGUGCGUUUGGCACGUUGAGAGAAAUACGGCCAUCGGAGCCGUUUGUUUCGGAGUUCCUGCUGGGCGAAUGGAGGAACAUAACUGAAAACCAAUUGACCCGGGAAGUUUAUCCAGUCGGGACCUACUCGUAUCUAUCGCUGCUCAUUGUCGUAUUCCUCAUCACAGACUUCUUGCGAUUCAAGCCUGUCAUCAUACUAUCAGGUCUAAGUGGCAUUGCGGUUUACGCCAUCCUGCUAUGGACGACCAGUUUAGAAUGGUUGCAAGCGAGUCAAUUCUUCUACGGUCUGUACAUGGCAACCGAAGUCGCGUAUCUCACCUAUAUUUACGCAAAGGUGGAUUCCGGGAAGUACCCGGUGGUGUCGUCGUGCACACGCAUCGCUGCGCUCACGGGCCGGUUCCUGUCAGGCGUCAGCUCGCAACUCCUCACGCACUUUGGCCUGAUGGACUAUCGGCAGCUUAAUUACAUUACUUUCACAGCUCAAAUACUGGCUACAUUCUGGGCCCUGUGGCUACCGCCAGUUAAUUAUGGAAUAUAUUUUCAUAGAAGAAAUUCGGCAAUCAGUAUACCCAUGGAGAAACAGCCGCGAUUACAACAAAAUAGACAAACAUUCCAGUCUACGUUGGUGGAGGCGUCGUCGCUGAUCGCGCGCCACGCCCGCGCGGCGUACACGCGGCCCAAGGUGCUGGCGUGGUCGGCGCUGUACGCCGCCGCGCUCGCGCUCUUCGUGCAGGCGCAGACCUACGUGCAGCUGCUCUGGAGGGAGAUACAGAACGAGACUAACAAUACGGUGGCGUACAACGGCGCAGUGGAAGCGGCGCAGACGCUGCUGGGCGCCCUGGGCGCGUUCAUAGCGUCGCUGUGGUCGCGCGCGUCGCUGCCGGCGCCCGCCGCCGCGCUGCAGGGCGCCGCCGUGUUCCUCGCCACCUUCGUGCCCAACGUGUACGUCUCCUACGCCGGGUACAUCGUCAUGGGCACGCUCUACCAUUACACCAUUACCCUGGCCAGCGCCAAAAUAGCAGACCAGCUAAGCGACGAGAGCUGCUUCGGACUCAUUUUUGGAAUCAACACGCUCCUGGGCACCGGGCUACAAUCUCUCCUCACAUAUGUACUCAUACAAAAUCUAGAUGUGUCCAUAUACAGCCAGUACUACUCCUUGAGUGGCUUGUUCUUAUUACUAGCCUCGUUAUGGAUCCUGGGCUGGAUGGCCCACAUGUGCCGACAGAAACAAAGUAUUCAUAUAAGUAACCAGUGAAGAAUGAGGUGAACCUUGAUUAUUGUCUAUGGUUUUUUGAGAAAUGAGGUAUUUACUUAAGUCUAUUUAAUAAGGUAAUGCGGUAUUGGUUUACGUUGGCGAAAAAUGGAAUUGAACGGGAAUGAAGUGGUGCAGAUGUGUUUAUGCUUGUGUUAAAAAUAAUUAGGCAUAGUGCGAUUAUGUUAAUUUUGAAGUGAGAACAAAUGAACACAGUAUUGAUUUGAUAGUUAUUUAAUGGCACUGCCAAACUAUUGUUGGGAACAAUUUGAUGAAUCAAAGUUGAAUCAAAUGAAUUAGUUAUAUUAUUUGUUCAGUAAAACUGACGACUUAUGAGAAUCUAUUUUAUUUUAUUGUUUUUUUUUAGUACUUACAAAUUAUGAACUUAUUUAUAGAGAAAUAAUCUGUUUACUUAAUUAUUGAGUAAUGUGUGUAAUUUUACAGAAGUGGUUGUACCAGUACAUCAAUAAUUUAGAUUUUCGUCUAUAAGGGGUGUCUACAGAUCUAUAUUACGUAAUAAUGAGUUGCUAUCUGACCGACACUGUCUAUUGAAUCAUAAUGAAUAGCUCGUUAAAAUUUAUUGUAAUGGAUAUUCUAACAAAUACGUAAUAAUAAAGACAAAAGUAUCUGAGUACGGAAUGCGUGUUUCCAACACAUACAUGCUCCGUUUUUGUUAAAGUAAUUCGAAGGUCGGAUAUUUUUGUAAUAGACUUUAUAAGUAGGUUGUUUGUUAUUAUUGAAUCAAUGGAGAAUAUAAAAUAUGCACUUAAGCCGCAGCCUUGCAGUACGACCGAUAUCGGCUAACGGCACGCUAAAUGUACUUAUCGUAUAUUUUUUAUGAUUGACGCAUUGAUCCAUUUUAUGUACGUUACGUGGCGACUGUGAUGAAUGCUUAUCGGAAAAUUUAUCUUGCUUUAAUAUUGGUUUUAAUUUACUUUAUGAGAGGAAAAAUUAUUUUCAUAAUUAUUUAAUGAUCUCCUCAAAUAAAAAGUACCACAAACAUGAAAUUCUACUGUUAAGGAAGCCUUGAAAACAAUUGUAUAAG